Molecule: messenger RNA, 1287 nt
Organism: Penicillium soppii
Lineage: Eukaryota; Fungi; Ascomycota; Eurotiomycetes; Eurotiales; Aspergillaceae
Product: MCT family MFS transporter
Exons: 3
Coding region: 1-1287 (428 amino acids)
Biological process (GO): transmembrane transport
Cellular component (GO): fungal-type vacuole membrane
Molecular function (GO): transmembrane transporter activity
Source: RefSeq, a predicted model, not a curated record
AUGUCCAAACAUUCCAGCAACGGUUCUCGGCCAGUCUCAAUAAUCGAUAUGGAAAAAGCACCAGAUGACAAGGUUCAGCCACCCAAGCCAUCUUUCCCUGAAGGGGGAACACAAGCAUGGCUUGCAGUACUGGCUUGCUGGUGCAUCAUGUUCAACACAUUCGGAUACAUCAAUGCUUUCGGAAUUUACGAGUCAUACUACAAAGCCACACUCCUCAACGACCAGAGUGAAUCAAAUAUCGCUUGGAUUGGAUCAAUCCAGGUAUUCUUCAUGUUCUCCGCCGGACUGAUCUCAGGUCCAAUGAUGGAUCGCUACGGACCAAGGGUUAUUCUCAUCCCAUGCUCCCUGCUAUUCAUUGCAUCUGUCAUGCUCACAAGCCUCUGCACAACAUAUUACCAGUUCAUUCUCGCACAAGGCGUCCUCGGCGGCGUCACAAACGGCUUAACAUACACCCCUGCCUUAACAUCAGUCAACCAAUACUUUUUCCAAAAGCGACCCCUCGCAAUGGGAAUUGCCUCCAGUGGUUCGUCUCUCGCCGGCGUGAUCUUUCCAAUUGCUCUGAACCGCAUGCUCAACAAAUCGACUCUGGGGUUCGGGUGGUCUGUUCGUGUCCUUGGGUUCCUGAUGCUGGCACUUAGUAUCAUUUCCUGCGCAGUUAUUUCUUCAAAUGCACCGAAGCGCAAGGGCAGUGCUCCGUUCCUCCUGGCUGCGUGGAAACACCCGGCAUACUAUCUGCAGAUCGCGGGACUGUUCCUUGUCUUUUGGGCAAUGUUUGUUCCUUUCUUUUAUAUUCCUGGUUAUGCGGAGUCUGUGAGAAUUAGUGUUGACAUGUCCUUUUACUUGAUUGCAAUUCUCAACGCCGGGUCUUUGUUUGGGAGAUUGCUCGGUGGCGCGUUGGCGAACCGUGUCGGGCGAUUCAAUACCUUGACUGGGGCAUCGGUAGUUUGUGGGAUCCUUAUCUUUUGCUGGUUGAGGAUUACAUCUCUUGGAGGAAUGAUUGCUUUCUCUCUAUUGUUUGGAUUCUUUUCUGGGACUGUUAUUGGCCUUUUCCCUGCCACGAUUGCCAUGACGGCGGGCAAGCCCAAUGAGAUCGGUUCUUACAUGGGAAUGGCGUUGGGAGUGUUGAGCUUCUCCGGUCUGACCGGAACGCCAAUCACUGGCGCUAUGAUCAGCACUUAUGGUUCGUAUCACCCUGCCAUACUUUUCGCAGGAGUGGUGUGUCUACUUGGUGCGGCCAUUGUUCUUGGGGCCCGCGUUUGCCUUGCGGGUGGGAAGAUCGUCGCAUAA